UUCAGAAGUUAUUUGGACAAUAGGCAGCAAUGGUGCUGUUUGUGACAGUUCUGUUUCUAACAGCAGUAUCUCUUUUACACGAUGGAACCUGUUUCUCAGUUUCCCCAGCAGAAAGAAGUUUCACACCAAGUAAUGCAGGGCAAAGAAGAGGCAUCUAUGGACCCCCUGGGCUAAUGAAAGUUGCUACUGAAGGUGGACCUUCAGUAUAUGCUGCAAAACCAUCAAGUUCUUCAAACCCAAUGAAUCCUUUCCUAAGCCUCAGACCCUUUCUUCCAGUGAAGCCCACAUUCUUUCCCCCAGUGGUAGACCCAAACAUUUUUAUCAACAAGAAAGCUCAGAUGCUUGACAGUUUAUUUUCAUCUUCUGCUAUUUCCAACAUUUUUCCUAAUGCUGGCGUUUCUAAUUCAGCAGAUAUGACUGCAAAUGAUUUUCCAGUGCCUCAGACAUCAGGAGUUGAUCCUAAAGACUUCAUUAACUCAAAAACUGAAUUUCUAAGUAAUCUUUUUGAUCAGCUAUCAUCAAAUGAUGGACCUGCUUCUACAGUACAGAGAGAUUUAAUCAGAGCAUAUGAUGACACUCCUUCUAUACAACGCCGUGUAGUCCCUGGCCCAUCACCAUUUUGGGGACCCGUCCUUAGCCCAACAGAGAAGAUAAAGCUAUUCACAGACAAGAAAACACAAUUCCUGGAUAAGCUUUUUACAAGUAUUAGUGUUACACCACAGCCAGAAACAGACAGUGCAAAUGUCCUAGAUGAGACCAGCACAACAGUGAAACCAACGAUAGUGCCACCGGACUUCUGGAUUCCACAGUACAAGAAACCUGGAACAAUGCAAACAAGAGCAAUGCCUGGUUCAGUACAGCAAAGUCUCGCUCCUCAGCCACCACUGUCAUGGAAUCCAUUAAUAUCGCCAAUGGCAAAAGCUUAUUCAGAUAAGAAAACAGAUUUUCUAAACAAACUUUUUGCCAAUGUAAUACCUUCUCCAGAGGCAUCACCACAAAUGGGUAGUGCUUUUGAUACAAUAAGCCCUACUGUAAAACCAACUAUAGUACCACCAAGCUUUUGGUUACCAGCAUAUAAGAAAAGUAGUCCUACUGCUGAAAAUGAUAUUGCUGUUAACAAUCCAGCAAGUGCACCAGUUAUCAGUCCAACCUACUUCAUCACUAAAAAGAAUGGCUUUCUAGCAAAGCUUUUCCAGACCCUUAAUACAACAAACCCUAGUGCAACAGGAUACUCUGGCAGUGGUGUAGAUACAACUGCAUAUCCAUACUUCUUGGCUCAGCUCUUCGAUUACCUUAAUGAUUCUAAUACUGGUAAAGACAGUGCAUACUCAUCUCCCAAACGUCACUCUCCAGACUCUGAGAAAAUUAGAAUAAGUGAUUUAGAGAAAUUCCUGAGAAUCAUCAAUGACGACUAUGAUAGUGAAGGAAGCUCAACAACAGAUCUCUUCAGUGAAAGAAGUGUUACCAUGGCUGAUCCUGUCAAUAUCCAAAAUGCAAAAGACAUGUUUGUGAAUAACAUUCUUGCUGAGCUAGCAAACAUCAAGAAUAGUAUGUUGCAAGCUGCCAGUGAAGUAGUACAACAGCAGAAAUUAGUAAGCACGUCUCCAGCUUCAGGGAAGAAACCUGGAACCACAUAUGGGUCACCUUACAAGAUGUGGGGAAAACCUGCUGCAGGAAUGCCAACUGCUGAUCCUUUGCAGCCAUUUGUAACAAAAAUGACAUACCUCAGCCAUCUUUUUGAUACACUGACACAACUUGAGAAGAAUAUGACAUCAGCAAUUGAGCAGCAGGCUGCUUUAGGAGCUCAAAAGAGCACUGACAAUGAAGUAAUAUCAAACAGUAGGAGAGGUUUAAGUGGUGGUGACACAAAUAGUGACUUGGCAGCAUUACAACUUUGUGGUGCAAAUGGUGAACUUCCACUAACUGAAUUAACUUCUCUAACAAAUGAACCGGCAACUGCUGAUACUUUGACAAGUGACAAUCUUCUAAAUAAAAGCAAGAAGUUGUUUUGUCAUUUGCUAGCAAAAGCAGGAGCAGGGAAACAAAAAGGAAAUGGUGCCCCAUCUACUGAGCCAGUAGCACGAAGCAUCAAAAUGGCAGUUCAUCAAGGUUAUCAGAGUCUGCCCCCUGGAACAGAGGAGUUAUUGCAAGCAGGAGGAGGUGGAGGCGGUGAGACACAGAACCAGGAAGGAGGUGGCCUGAAGUUGCAGAUUAAAGUGCCAGCAUAGAUAUUCUGGAGUUCUUCACCUGUGGGAUAGUUGUAAACUACUUAUAAGAAGCAAAACUCAUUGAAAGCAAAAAGGUGGUUGAAAGAUGAAAUCAAACUCUUCAACAGUUGCAGAAAGAGUUUAUACAUUCAUGUUAAAUGGAAGCAUCCUUCCAUUAUAGUUAUGGAGAAAAUAUUAAAUAAUAACAUAUUUCACAAUAAUGUUGAAUUGCAAAUAAAACACAUUUAUGUAGCAUAAUCCUACAAUCAUAUAUAAUGAAAAUUCAUUACAAAAGAUUUGUUUAUUUUGCCGGUAAAGAAAAUCAAUCAUUUCCAUGUCCCUUUUCAGAGAAUAUAUCUUUUUAAGAAAUCACUAUAAGUUAACUCCUACAACAAUAAUAUCCACAAACAGAAAGCUGCCAGUUGUUUGUCAGUAUUCAUGUUUUAUAGAUAUUCAUUUUCUUGAGGAAAGUGCAUUUCACUGGAUUGUUUCAUAAAUUGUUUCUCGUUUCCUCACUCUCUUUCACAACAGAAAAAAAUAAGAAAAAAAUUAUACUUCAUAAAUUUUAGUGAUGCUAUCUUGAUUUUUGGACUGUUUCAGAAAACUGGCCUCGACUAUGGCCAAGAACAGUGGUCUAGCCAUCACCACCACAACCGGCAUCAUUAAUUUUUAAAGGACUUUCGGUUUCAAAUCCAAAUCAAAUGAACUGAAAAGAGAAUGCUAUCACAUAUUUAGCAAUGUGAAGACUGCAAUAAUUUGCCAAAUAUAUUUAUGAUAAUAGUUAGUAAAUAUUUUUGUGACUGAUAGAAUGUUAGUGUUGCUCAGUUUAUGGUACCAUACAUACAUUUUUAAAUAAAACUUCUAUGAAACAUA
This is a messenger RNA of Schistocerca gregaria, 3080 nucleotides long. RefSeq lists its product as uncharacterized. The transcript has 3 exons. NCBI's taxonomy places the organism in Eukaryota, Metazoa, Arthropoda, Insecta, Orthoptera, Acrididae. Bases 30 to 2228 code for a protein of 732 amino acids. The record is from RefSeq and is a predicted model, not a curated record.